UGAUGACGGAGGGAGCGAAGGCGAGGGAGAAUAGGGGGGGAGGCACGCGGAGAGACGUUCCACUAGCACUGAAAGGUACUACGGUCCGCGCUGUCACUGGGUGAGUCAUGGCUUCGCCCACCACUUCCAACAUCUCAAAGAACGAUUUUGAGGAGGUCCUGUCUCCGCCUCCCCCAGAUAUGAUAUCAAAACGAUCCUACCAAACGCUGUCUUUUCCAACUUUCUCUGCGCAACUCGCUGAAGAAAUUCGUAACAACCAGUAUGACAAGCAGAACAACCCAACGGGUGUGGUCAAUCUGGCAAUAUCUGUCAAUCAACUCAUGGAAGAUGAGGUACUUGCCAGACUGAAUAAGGAAAACACACUCACAUUAACAUCACAGCAUCAGUACUACAAUGACACCUCUGGUCUUCCAGAGUUGCGCAAAGCAGUAGCAAAUUUUCUGACACGUCACCAUAAGCCAAGUGAAGCAAUCAGUCCUGAAAAUUUAGUAGUGAUGAAUGGUCUCACAGCAUGUCUAGAUGCACUCAGCCACACACUAUGUGAUCCAGGGGAUGUGGUCAUCACUCCCACACCAGUGUAUGGACGCAUUUUCACCAAUUUUUAUGACCGUGCAGGUGCCACUGUGGUUCCUCUCCCAUGUCAGGAAAUGGAAAAUUUUGCUUUAAAAGAAGAAGACCUCAAGAGUCUCAUCAAACAGUACUUAGAUGAUGGCCAGCGUGUGCGUGUGUUUGUGCUGCUACAUCCACAUAAUCCACUGGGCCAUGUAUACUCUACUGAGCAGCUACGAAACAUCAUGAAAAUAUGUGCUCAAUACAAAAUACACAUUGUCAUUGAUGAGAUCUAUGCAUUCUCAAUACAUGACAGAAGCACACACUUCAACAGUGUUUUAGGAAUGGAAUCGCUGCCAGAUCCUCAGAGAACACAUGUGUUAUGGGGCUUUAGCAAGGAUUUUUCAAUUCCUGGGUUUCGGAUAGGAGUGAUACACAGCACAAACCCGUGGGUAUUGUCAUGUCUGAGAACACUGUCACAUUACCACUCUAGUCCUCCACUCACUCAGCAUGCAGCUGCUUCUCUCCUCAGUGAUGUGGAAUGGUGUGAUGACUUUUAUGUGCCCACCAAUAAAAACAAGUUAGCUGCUGCAUACAAGAAGGCCUGUGAAUAUCUAGAGGCAAGUGGAGUGAAGGUUCAUAAAACUGUGGCAGGAAUCUUUCUUUGGGUGAACAUGCAAGCAUUCCUAGAUGAGUGUAAUGAAGAAAAUGAAAUGGCCCUUUUCAUGAUGUUCCUAAAGGGUGGUGUGUGUUUGCUGCCAGGCAAGAAGUUAUACUGUGCUCACCCAGGAUGGUAUAGGAUUGUCUUCUCUGUCAAAGAAAAUGUAUUGGAAGAAGGACACCACCUCUCCUCUACUAGACCUCAUCGUCUCUUCCUUACCGAAGCACAGGUGUUUGAGGACUGACAAGGAUACAAGCUGUUUUAUCAAAAUGGAAGAAGAGCAAGGAAAGUCGAAGUAGAUGAAAUUAUUUUGGUUAACUCAGAUAGCUGUAGCAAUUGGUUGUGGUUAAAUUUUGUCUUACUGUUGUUCACAUAUUAUGUUGCCCUUUGAUUUAAGGGACAGAAAAGCUCCCAUUAAAAUAUGAAAAUUAAAGGUAGUUUCAGAAAAUAGUAUUACACAAUAAAUUCAUAAAAUAAUUAUGUCAUGUCAUAAAUCUUGGAUGCCCCUGAUCAUUGAGGAAAACUUUACCUUAUUUUAAUUUGUUUUGAAAGCAACCUAGUUUCUUAACACCUAAAUGACUGGUGGUGGUGGUAAUUUUUGUCCCACUUAGACCAGCCCUUCAGCAUUAAAUGUUGAAAAUAGCCUGUAUUCACAUACACCUUAAAUUUAACCUGCAGUGGAAGAGUGAAUGAAAUAGACCUUUUACUCAACAUUGUCUUCCUCUUUCUAAUGAUGCUAUCCAGAUGUCUCUACAUGCAGUGGCUAUGGAGAGACAGUGAGUUGAAGAGGAUAGACUUUUGGAGGGAACAAAUCACUUGCCUGCCAUGUGUCCAUUUUGCCUAAUUGUAUAUGGUCAGUGCCUAAUGAAAACAAGUGGCCUGAGCUCUCUUCAUGCAUGCUAAACAGCUUUAUUGAAUUCCUGCCCUGUUGCAUUCUCACAAAGAUGUGUAGCAAGUGGACAAUUGCAAGCAGGUAAUAUGCAUGGCAUUGAGGUGUGAGGGCAGGAGGGAGCAAGCUGGGAAUCAGACUCAUCAGAAUUGCUCACCGUGUCUGGACGUGAUGAGAGUGGGACAGAGAUUGAGAGAUUAACCUAACUAGCUUGCAGGCAGUAUUACCAAUGACUGAAAUGCAAAAAUUGACAAAAAAGUAGCUAAAAUUAACAUGAAAAUUGCAAAGCAGUUAUAACCGCCUCUGGUCCUUACGUGGUAGGGUGGCUUUAGCCACCUCCAGUCCUUCAGGGGUUAAGUUAUAUCUUGUCAUCUUAUAGCUAGUGAAGGACACCUCCACAAGCACUCAUGCAAAUCACAACCUCCAUUACCAUGAACCCAUGCUUUUCCAUUGAGGAUUGCUAAGAUGUACAGUAUUAUGUUGCAGUAAUAUUUUUGCAACCAUUAAAAGCUUCACAGUGCCUCUCAUGGUGGUUAUUGUUGCCACCACAUCAGUUAGUACAUGGUUCAGUAUGAUGCUUGAAUAUCAAACUUCAGCAUAAUUUUCCUUGUUUCUUGGCCAGCAAUGUUGCUUGCCUACCCAUUCUGGUAUGUUACUAUGCAUAAUUUUAGCAAGAGCAGUCUUGGUGAACUGAAAGCACAUGACUGUAUGGUGUACCUUAAGUGAAUUUCAAUUACUUGUGGCCAUGGUAUCUCAGAACAACAGAGACUAUUUGUGAGAUAAGUUAGGGUCACUUUUUUUAUUACCUUAAAAUAAGUAUAGUAUGUGCAAGGCCAAAUGAAGAGUGAAGUCUCAUUGAUAAUUACAGUGGCAAGCACUAUAAUUAAAUCUCUAUCAUAUAAUACACCAUUUGAAAGCAGCCUCACAUUUGAAUGUAAGCACAGUUUCUUUACCAGUCCAAGGUUCCUCAAGACCACAUAUUCUUUCAUACAUGCUCAGUAUGUCUGGAUAUUUCUUCUACAUAGACAAACCUCUGUAUCAUCAUCUUAUCAAUUCAUUAAUUCUUAAGUUUUCAUCUUGGCACUCAUUGUUCUCAUUCAACCAUCUCUCAAAUUUUUAUUAAAUUACUUACACAUUCAUGCCAUAUUCACAUCAGUGUUUAUAAGGAAAUAUAUAGUACACAUGUAUGGCUUGGAUAAUAAUUUCAAACACAAAGUAGUUUGUAGCUAUUAUGGGUGUUGCAUGUUGGGACAAGUAUUAAAUAACUUGUGUAGUAAUUGUAAUAACUAAGAGUAUUAAAUAACCAUCUCUAUUUUGUAUCUUCGUAAUUAAAUUGUAACCAAUUU
Molecule: messenger RNA, 3445 nt
Organism: Scylla paramamosain (green mud crab)
Lineage: Eukaryota; Metazoa; Arthropoda; Malacostraca; Decapoda; Portunidae
Product: probable inactive 1-aminocyclopropane-1-carboxylate synthase-like protein 2
Exons: 10
Coding region: 108-1454 (448 amino acids)
Biological process (GO): biosynthetic process; amino acid metabolic process
Molecular function (GO): transaminase activity; pyridoxal phosphate binding
Source: RefSeq, a predicted model, not a curated record